ACCGACAACCCCUGUUCAACAUAAUCAUUCGACAUUGUAUUUACAAACAUAAACAGUUAAAGGGUAAAAAACAAAGCAUCUGCAUGUGUUUGGCAUCGUACGCCGUCCUGCGUCGAGUGAUUCAUUUUGUUAAGCACCUAAAUUCUCCUGGUUUGUACGGCAGCAAUCGCUGCACUGGUCCCUUUACGUGCUUUGUUUAGGGUGCCUUUUACCACGGUACACAUCAUUACAGUAAUUGAAGCCCGCAUUGAAGCACGCACACACUUAUGGUUAGUGUGGCUACAACGAUUACAUACCGAGGAGAAACUUCUAACAUCGAAGACGAUACGGGUGCCCUUCACGUUUGCAACGACGGCCGACCGGGAAGUGGUAGCUGGUGGGUGUUUAUUUGUUAUCAGUAGCUACAAUCGUGCACAUAACGCACGGAACGCCGACAUCAUCUGUCCAGGGUGCAGCUUCCAGUCUUUGUUGCGAAUCGCACGAAACAUCACACACAGUGUUUGACCAGCUCCGUGGUAUCGAUGUAGUGAUGAUUGUGCGUAUACCAAUCAUCGAUCGAUGAAUAACAACCCGGGGGAAAGUGAACAGAAGUGAGCGACAAGCUGCGAGUGAGAUAACACCGGAAGCAGAGAAACGCAAAUGGUUAGGAUGGAUUUUGCAACAAAUGUAAGACCACUGCUCCAGGAUACCGACGACCGGGAGACGGAGAGUGAUGCAUUAAUUGACGACGUGUACGCCGGAUCGAUAAAUGCCUCCACCAGUAACAUUCCCGAUAGCGCUAAGGAGAAUGCGACCGAGACGCGAAUCAUUGCCGGUGGACAUCGGAUCGCACCAACCGAUAAGUUCAACUACACGUACGUCGUGUUCUAUCUCAUGGGCAUGACAACGAUGGUGCCAUGGAACUUUUUCGUCACGGCCGAAGAGUACUGGCAGUACAAGUUCCGGAACGUAUCGUCCAACGAUACGUCCGCGCUAACACCGCGCCAGUUAGAGUUUCAGUCGGAUUUAAGCAUUGCUGCGGCGGUGCCGGGAACAGUAUUUCUCAUACUGAAUGCCUGUAUUGGCCAUAAGGUUCCGCUACACGUCCGCAUGAACGGUUCGCUCGUCUUUAUGCUGCUGAUCAUGAUCGGUACGACGGCGCUAGUGCGGGUGGACACCGAUCAGUGGCAGGAUGCGUUCUUUAACCUUACGAUGCUAUCGGUCGUGGUGAUCAACAGUUUUUCAGCCAUUCUCACCGGAGGAUUGUUCGGUAUAGCGGGACAGUUUAGUGCGCACUACAUGACAGCCGCCGUGAGUGGACAGGCACUCGGUGGCAUUUUCUCAGCCGUGGCUGACAUUAUUGCACUUACCUUUGCCAGCAAUCCGUCCACGACUGCGUUCGUGUUCUUUAUUGUCGGUUGUCUCGUGUUGCUGCUAUCGCUUGUCGCAUACAUCGUCAUGUCGAAGACACUGUUUUUCAAGUACUACACCUGCUCGAAAACGUUGAUGAAAAGUUCACUUGAAGCGGAUCCUUCCACCAGAGAGAUGUGUGCCCGGUUAGAGCCCCGGUUUCCUAUCGUUAUGCGCAAAAUCUGGAUUUAUGGGUUCUCCGAGUGGCUGGUGUUCGUCACAACCCUUUCAAUCUAUCCCGCCGUAACGGUGCUGGUUGGUUCACAAAACCAUGGCCGACCGUGGAACGAUGUUUAUUUCCUACCCGUCGUGAACUAUCUUCUCUUCAACACGGGCGAUUAUUUGGGCCGUGUUUUUGCCGGACUCUUCGAAUGGCCGUGGAAUAAUUCCAUCCUGAUCGGUGUACUUACGAUCAGUCGGAUUGCGUUCGUACCGGCGAUGCUGCUGUGCAACAUAACGCAACAUCACAACUUUCCCGUCCUGAUCCACUCGGACUACAUGUUCAUCGUGCUGAUGGCCGCGUUUGCCUUGUCGAACGGAUAUCUUGCCAACAUUGCUCUCAUCGGUGCGCCGCGAGUUGUAGACGGGCACGAGAAGGAGAUGGCAUCGUCCAUGAUGGCCGCCUUUCUGGGUGUUGGACUGGCGUGCGGUUCUGCCAUUAGUUUAAUGAUCAUCGAAAUGAUCAAGUGAUACACAUUUUCCUUAGACCAAAUGAAACAUUGCAGUUAGUGACACAAGAGAGAAAGACAGACAGAUGGGCAGGCGCAGGGUCAUUCCUUUUGGAUGCACUCGGAUGGAAAUGGUACGUUCUGAUCUUCAUCACCACUUAGCUGUAGAAUGAACUGUUAUACACUAUUGUUAUACACCGUGGGUAAUAUUAAUGCAAGUUUAGUCUUGCUGCCCCUCAUUUGUUAGUUAAGCUCCGGAUCGUGAUCGUGAGCAGAGUUUAUGUAGUGACAAUUUUAUGAUUUUCAUCAUUUAACACAGCGCUAGCUGUUUGCGGAUGGCCACAAAAGUGGAUAAAGGACCGAGAAAGUUAACUAUACCAUUAUACACACAUCGAACUGUAAGAUACUUAUUUAUAUCAAUCAAUGUUCAGCCCAACGCCAGGGAAUCAUCCAGCGUGGCAGGCAUGGUGUGAAAGUAAAUCAAAAUAUAUAAAGUAAAGUAUAAUAUGAACAUAAUCAAUCUAGCAAGAAAAAACGUGAAAACAGAGCGUGCAAGCGUAACGCAAUAAAUGGUGCUCAAUAUGUAAUACUUACCAAACACGAAAA
Anopheles funestus (African malaria mosquito) is the source of this 2663-nucleotide messenger RNA. It is a transcript of the gene Ent1, whose product is annotated as equilibrative nucleoside transporter 1. Lineage: Eukaryota; Metazoa; Arthropoda; Insecta; Diptera; Culicidae. Gene Ontology annotation, cellular component: plasma membrane. The transcript has 4 exons. Gene Ontology annotation, molecular function: nucleoside transmembrane transporter activity. The coding region runs from base 640 to 2079 and encodes 479 amino acids. The record is from RefSeq and is a predicted model, not a curated record. Gene Ontology annotation, biological process: nucleoside transmembrane transport.